Messenger RNA from Acanthopagrus latus (yellowfin seabream), 3471 nucleotides. RefSeq names its product ttk protein kinase (gene ttk). Gene Ontology annotation, biological process: chromosome segregation; mitotic spindle assembly checkpoint signaling; peptidyl-serine phosphorylation. The record is from RefSeq and is a predicted model, not a curated record. Gene Ontology annotation, molecular function: protein serine/threonine/tyrosine kinase activity; protein binding; protein serine/threonine kinase activity. Bases 228 to 3230 code for a protein of 1000 amino acids. Gene Ontology annotation, cellular component: spindle; kinetochore; nucleus. The transcript has 25 exons. NCBI's taxonomy places the organism in Eukaryota, Metazoa, Chordata, Actinopteri, Spariformes, Sparidae.
AACUUUUAGUUUAGAAAUUUAGUGGAGGGCAGUAAUGCAAAAUCCUGGGUGCAAACAGCCCUCAAAGACAAGCAACAAAGAAGAGCCCGACGAACCCCUGUCGUCACCCCAAACUAUCCAAUCAACACACGACUUGGGCGGAAGUGGGAUAUUUGAAAGCUGGCAGUUGAUGUCGAGCCUUUUUUCCUGCCCCAUAAGAGUGAAAAGGGAUUAAUGACAGCGAAAACAUGAUGGAGGAAGAGGAGCACACUGACAGAAAGCAGCAGUUUGCCAUGAUUUAUCAAAAACUUAACAAAAUAAAAAAGUAUCUCAACGAAGAUGACACAGACAAUAUUAACCAGGUUAUACACACCAACUCCCCCGAAUCAUGCCUGUCAUAUUUGGCGGACCUGGAGAAGAAGGGGGACCCUCACCUGGAUCGAAACCACCUCACCAGACUUCUUGACUUUUAUACCCGAGUAUUCUCCAAUAUGCCACUGGGGAAGCACUGUGAGAAUGAGAGCUAUGCCAGGAUGCUGGUUAGAUUUGCAGAGUUAAAAGUAAUUCAAGAUGUGAAUGAAGCAGAAGCCAACUUCACUGUGGCGAGAUCUCACAGCCAGAAGUUUGCAUUUGUUCACAUUGCACAUGCACAGUUUGAACAUUCUCAAGGCAACACAAAGAGAGCCAUUUACAUAUUACAGAAUGCGAUCGAACUGGGUGCCAAACCACGAGAACUGCUGGAGGCGACUUUGCGGAGCAUGCAGGCGGGGAAAACACAACUGUUCUGUGCAGGGGAUAAGGAAAACGUACCAUUUGUGUCGAACAGUAAUGUGCACGAAUCUGUCAGAAAAGGCUCCGCAUUCCAAAAAGUCAACAGAAUAUCAGACGGGACAGGAGAUUUGCAGCUCUCCAGUAUUUUUGGUUCAGAGACUGAGCCCCCCGCAGCAUCAUCAGAUGACCUGUUACCAGGCUGGAGAUCUGGAUCUCAACGCAAGAGAGCAGUUGGCAUGCCAGGGAGAGUUCCCAUAGUACCUUUCUCUAUCCGAGAACAUGAUGAUGAUGAUGAUGAUGAAGAUUACAUGAAGAGAAAUGAUGCAUCAAUCCACUCCAGUUUGUCGAGGCAAACAUCUGGCUCAAACAUGAACUCAGUGUUUGGGCUGUCAUCCACAAAGAGAAAUGUUGUGGAUGGAGAUCACAAGCCACCCGCUGUCAGCCCAGAGCAUUGUCCUUGGGAGGACCAGGCAGCUGCAGACUCCACCACCACACUCCUGCACACAAGGGGCCCCUUGAGAUUGGAAGAUGUUACAGACAACUUUGACCAGAUUGUCAGUGGAAAUUCCCCUGAGUCGUGUUGGUCGUAUCUGAUGAACCUGGAGAAAAGAGGCGACCCGCACACAGACAUCAACCUCCUUAACAAGCUCAAGGACUGUUAUUCUAAAAUCUUCUCCAGGCUGCCAAUAAGGCAGUACAGCAAGAAUACCAGCUAUGCCAAAAUAUUGGUCAGAUAUGCAGAACUAAAGGGGAUUGAAGACCCAGAUGAAGCCCAAGACCACUUCAUAGUUGCACGAUCCAACUGUAAAGCCUUUGCCUUUGUCCACAUUGCACAUGCCCAGUUUGAGGUUUCUCAAGGUAAUGUGAUGAAGGCGACAUCAAUUCUGCACAAAGCCCAGGCGCUGAAUGCCAGGCCAGCAGAACUCCUUGAGGUGGCCAUAAGUAACCUGAAGGCUGGGGUGAAACAGCUUUUGCCUACCAGAGAAGAGGAACACCCUACAGAUUUCGAAACAGGUGUUCCAGUAAGUGUGCCUACCUGUGGGGCAAAUCAGGAACGUCCGCUUCCUGCUCGAGUCCCUGUGAGACGGUCAGUGGAACCACCCAAACCUGCCAACAAGGAGGCCCCAUCAGAAUGGAAGAUACCAACACUCGUCAACUGGCAUGCUUCUCCAGAGGAUAAACGCACAACACCCCCUGAUCCCAGACCUGUACCUCGUGUGCAGGAGUCACUCCCCACUCCGUCUCUCCAUCUUCCCUCCAGACUGAACCCACAACCAGUCUGUCAGACACCCAACAGCUACAGAAACCCUUCUGCCAGCAGCUUUAUCACUCCUGUUGUAAAGAGAGGCCCUGAAGUAUCUUCCUCUGCAGUGGUAGCACACAGAGCCGGACCCAUUCACCAGCCCUUUACACCACUAAACCAAGCACAGGGUUUCCAAACUCCACAGCCUUCCGUCACAACGUUGUCAAAUGAAUCCAUCACCAUUAAGGGAAAGCAGUUCUUCAUACUCAAGAUGAUUGGACGUGGUGGAUCCAGCAAGGUCUACCAGGUCCUCGAUCACAAAAAGCAGCUGUUUGCUGUGAAAUAUGUCGACCUUGAGGAGGCUGAUGCUCAGACGAUAGAAAGUUACAAAAACGAGAUUGAACAUCUGAACCACUUACAGCAGUACAGCGAUCAAAUUAUCAAGCUGUAUGAUUAUGAAAUAACCAACAGCUACAUCUACAUGCUAAUGGAGUGUGGAAACUUGGAUCUGAACACUUGGUUGCGAAACCGCAAAGCUGUGAAUCCACUGGAGAGGAAGUUCUACUGGAAGAACAUGCUGGAGGCCGUUCAAACCAUCCACAAACAUGGGAUUGUCCACAGUGACCUGAAACCAGCAAAUUUUGUAAUUGUGAAUGCUUCGCUGAAGUUAAUUGACUUUGGCAUCGCAAACAGAAUCCAACCAGAUGUGACGAGCAUUAUGAAGGAUUCACAAGUUGGAACUCUGAACUACAUGCCCCCUGAAGCCAUCAAAGACACUUCAUCCCAGGCAGGAAAAGCACGCUCAAAGAUCAGCCCCAAAGGUGAUGUGUGGUCCCUUGGAUGCAUCCUGUACUGCAUGACUUACGGGAAAACUCCAUUCCAAAGCAUCACCAAUCAGAUUUCCAAGCUGCACGCCAUCAUCGACCCUUCUCAUAAGAUUGAAUUUCCUGACAUCGCCGAGAAAGAUUUACUGCAUGUGUUGAAGAGUUGUCUGAUACGAAACCCCAGAGAAAGAGUCUCUAUUGCAGAGCUGCUGGCACACCCAUACCUGCAGCUGAAGCCACAAGCAUCACCUGAGCCAGAACGUCCAUCUAACAGCGAUCUCCAGAAGAUCCUCACAGACCUCGCAGCCCUCCAGUCUCCAAACAGCAUCAUCCGAGCAGCCAAUAAUCUGGCAAAAAUGUGCAGCAGUGGCAGGAAGCUGGAUGUUGCCGAGUGUGCAAAGUCAUCAACUUAACUAUUGUUGGAAAUGUGAUGUGGAUAUUUUCCAUUUUUACCUUUUUUUUUUUUUUUUUUCUUAAGCCUGAUGACCACUUCAGUAUAAUAACAAUAUUUUCUUUAGAAAUAGAACUAACAGAUCUGUACUUUUAUAUUUGUUUGUUUCCUCAAAACAAAAUGUUUAUAAUGCCUCAAUCUCACUUAUGUAUGAUAACAGAUGUAAAUAUACAGCAUCGUCUAAUAAACGCACUGUAACCUUA